UCUCAAUUUAUCAUCAAACUUUCCCUAUGGCCCAUGUGUCUUAAUUACUUGUCCCAUUCCCAUUUCUAAACGAACAAACACUGUCUAGAAGAGCCUAACGUUUGACUUGUCCUUUUAGUAUCUGAUAGUACUAACGGUAACCCUCCAAGCCCCAAGAGAUCAUUCUAUGCUGCUUGCUGACUUUUAAGCUUUUUUUUUUUUUCGUAUCAGUUGUCGAAAAAAGGCAUAAACUGAAUAAUCCUUCAUUCGCAGCUUUUUUUUUCUUUUUCUUUUGUGGGUUUCAAGAAUUUUGUGUGAAUUCUUAUGACCCAAAAUUGAAAAAACUCUCCGGAUAACUCCUGAAGCAUCUGCAAGCAGAAUAACAAUGUAUCCGAAAGUGAAAGUGAGGGAACAAGAAGAUUAUGAUGAUCAAUAUGAGUUUGAGACCAGGUCUUUGCAGUCAUUGAAGACUCCUGAAUGUUUCUCUUUGAAUGACUUCUCUUCUCCAGACAAUUCCCCUACAUCUGUUGUGAGAGUGCCUCGAUUUGAUAGCUCUACUUCAGGAGCAAUUAGCAACAGGAAACAGAAACUCUUGGAAGAAAACAAAACAAAUAUCAGAGCUAGUCCAAUUCCAAGACCACGUGCUGUCUUGUCCAGUCCAGGUACAUCCUUUUUGAACUUCUCACAGAGCCAAUGCUGGAAAGCUGGAGAAAUAUGUUUUAUUUACAUCCAACGUGGCCUGUUGAAUCCGAAGAAGCUGUAUAAAACCAUAUUAUGCAGUGAAUUAUGUUUGAAAGGAGGGCCUCCGGAAAAAUGCAUAUUACUGUCUGGAGAAUAAACAAUGUGUUUUCUGUGGCUUUGAGUGCUCUCAUCCACGACCAAGUGAACUUUCAUCUAAUGUGAACAUCACCCUUUUCUUGGGGAUGAUAUUGACUAAGAGACAGUUACAACAGCGGGGAUGUGACAUAUGGGGAACUCUCCUGUGGUUUGAAUCAUGGAUAAUUACUUCUAUGUAAGCGAUAGGACUAAAGGGGGAUUCUUCAUUGAUUAACGCCACUAAUUCUAUGUCAUUUUAGGCCACUUUCCGGAAAUAUUAAUAUGGUUUCUUUUCACUGAAUAUCCCCUCUUGAAUCCCCAUAAAUCUGUAUAAAACUAAAUUAUUCAGUGAAUUUUGUUUGAAAGGAGGCCUCUGGAAAGGUACAUAUUACUCUGGAGAAUGAGUGAUAUGUUUUCUUCGGCUUUGAAUUCUCUUGUUCACACAAUGAUUGAACUUUCAUCUAAUUGAAAAUCUCCCUUCUUUUGGGCAUGACAUUGAAUUAAGGGACAGCUAGAGCAAUUAAUAGCUAGGGAUGUGACAUCUUGGGAACUCGCGCAGGGCAAAAUCGUGGAUGAUUAGUUUUAUACAAGUCACAGGACUGAAGGGGGAACUCUUCUUCUAUAAUUAAUGCCACUAGAUCUAUGACUUUUAAUGCCACUCUUCUUUAUGGAUGACUCCUUUUACAUUGUGUUCCUUGUUCUGUUGUGAGCACAAAAUAGUGUCUGACUGCUGUUGCUGUUGCAAAACAAAUAUUUGUUGGAUUAUCUCAA
Coffea arabica (coffee) is the source of this 1566-nucleotide messenger RNA. NCBI's taxonomy places the organism in Eukaryota, Viridiplantae, Streptophyta, Magnoliopsida, Gentianales, Rubiaceae. The record is from RefSeq and is a predicted model, not a curated record.